Messenger RNA from Pundamilia nyererei, 2090 nucleotides. Its product is annotated as intermediate filament family orphan 1-like. The record is from RefSeq and is a predicted model, not a curated record. Bases 233 to 1894 code for a protein of 553 amino acids. Lineage: Eukaryota; Metazoa; Chordata; Actinopteri; Cichliformes; Cichlidae. The transcript is spliced from 7 exons.
CCGCAGUCACUCGCUUGUUUAUCCUGGUCUGUGUCGCACCGCUGAUUCACUGACUUCGCCUGAUUACCUGGAGCCACAGUCGGCGUUUACACCUCGGGCUGUAGCGCACAGCUCCUCCGCAUAAAGAGGAUCAUCGGGUGUAAUCGAGAAGAGGCUGCUGGGCCAAGUUCCACUUUGGGAUCAUAAAUAUAUUAAAUUACCUCUCCGAGUGAAUCUAUAAAAGUCUGGGUUCAUGCCGGAUUUCGAGCACUUCAGAUUUUCCUACUCUAGUAUGAAUCCGGUCCUGGAGGAGAGCGGUUUCCUGGCACCGCAGCAGCAACAUCCCCAAAUGCCGAGCCAAACCGAUUCCGCCAUCCCAGACCCGGGCUACUUCCUGGGGGACCACGGCAGGUUCGGGCUUGAUGGGUUGUCCGGGCUGGACCUGGGUGCUCUGCCACCGUCGGGCCUCGCCUACCUGCACCUGAGCAGCCCCUUGCACCGCGUCCCCCCGGCGGCCACGGCUCUGCGCAACGACCUGGGCUCCAACAUCAGCGUGCUGAAGACCCUGAACCUGCGCUUCCGCUGCUUUCUGGCCAAAGUGCACGAGCUGGAGCGCAGGAACAAGGUGCUGGAGAAGCAGCUGCAGCAGGCUUUGGAGGGCAACAGCGGGGGCGAUGGACACCAGAAGCCCCUCACUAAAGACAUAGGAGUCCAGACCGGAUUCAUCGGGCCUAUCCCUGCAAGGCCGGGUUUCAUCCCGCUCCUCAACGCCAACAAUUCUGCCUACCUGCCCGGAGGCCUCCUCUCCCCCACCUUGAACCCCCCUCCUCUGUUUGACAACAAAUACCUGAGCACGGAUUCAAACUCCAACCUCACCACCUCCGGCUUCUCCAUCAGCCCGGCUCUGAGUCCCAUGGACCCAACCAAAACCAUCACCAACAUCAACGAGAAGUACUCCACCCACACCGGGACAAACACCUCCAACGCUCCCCCACCUCCCCCUCCGCCACCUCGCUUCCUCCCCGGGACGAUCUGGUCUUUCAACCACACCCGCCGCUUUGGCACCGGGAGGGAGUCGUGCGUCACGGGGCCCGGGGUCUCCUGGACUCACCCGGACGGCGUUGGAGUCCAGAUCGACACCAUCACGCCGGAGAUCAGGGCUCUGUACAACGUGCUGGCCAAAGUGAAGAGAGAAAGGGAUGAAUAUAAAAGGAGAUGGGAGGAAGAGUACACAGCCAGAAUGGACCUGCAGGAGAAGGUGGCUGAACUCGAGGAGGACCUGCAGGAGAGCGAGGUGUGUCAGGACGAGCUGGCUCUGAGGGUGAAGCGGCUGAAAGAGGAGCUCGUUCUCUUCAAAGGACUCGUCAGCAACAACCUGUCAGAUCUGGACACUAAAAUCCAGGAAAAGGCCAUGAAGGUGGACAUGGAUAUCUGCCGCCGGAUUGACAUCACCGCCCGCCUCUGUGACGUUGCCCAGCAGAGGAACUGCGAGGACAUGAAUCACAUCUUCCAGCAGGUGCCCACGCCGCCCUCCACUUUGAGCCGCCGGGUCAGAAAACACAGCGGGCAGUCAUUGAAGGGCGGGGACGGAGACGAGCUCAGCGUGUCGGAGAGCGAGGGAGGUGGGGCCAAAAGCGAGGAUUCAUGCAGCACGUCGGCCAAUCAGAUUAAUGAGCAGAUGCAGAAGAUGCUGAACCAGCUGAGGGAGUGUGAGUUUGAGGAUGACUGUGACAGUCUGGCCUGGGAGGAAACUGAAGAAACUCUUCUCCUGUGGGAAGAUUUUCCAGGAUACACACUAGGAGUGGAACCACAAGGAGAGGUACGCACACACACACACACACGGGCAUUGACAGGAUUUAACUUGAUUAAAUGCUCCUUGCUUUCUACCCUUGACAGACAACCAAGCACAGUGUGAUAAUACUGUAUGUAAUACGGGAUAUAAUACAUGUUGUGUAUCUGAUAGUAUUUAGCAAAAAUGAGAAAAUAUCUGCACAUUUCAUGCUUUUCUAUAUAAAAGAGUUAAACCUGGAAGUGUUGAAACACUGCAGCAAACGUGUGUGCUGCGGGCGGUCUAUCCUUCAAGCUCGGGUGCUCUACCAGAGGCCUGGAGG